Messenger RNA from Scleropages formosus (Asian bonytongue), 4236 nucleotides. RefSeq names its product cyclin-Y-like protein 1. Lineage: Eukaryota; Metazoa; Chordata; Actinopteri; Osteoglossiformes; Osteoglossidae. Gene Ontology annotation, biological process: regulation of cyclin-dependent protein serine/threonine kinase activity. Gene Ontology annotation, molecular function: protein kinase binding. Bases 1942 to 2970 code for a protein of 342 amino acids. The record is from RefSeq and is a predicted model, not a curated record. The transcript has 10 exons.
AUGCUAAGCAAGCUGAAAAGGCUGGCCUGAAGCGCAGGUCCUUGAGGAAAAGGGGUUUUUGUACCGAGAGCAUUAUUAACCUGUGUGCUGGAAUUCUAAGUCCGUCAUGAAUGCUACCUGUGCAUCCUUCUUCGCCCCAUCUAAACAAAGAGCGCUGCCCGCCACAAUAUAUUUGGAGGCAAUAUCCCCAGAGGGCUUCAUGCGUAGAGAGACAGGAACAGAUAUAGCAGUGAGCCUUAAGGUAUUCCGUAUUUGACGUGGGAUAAAGAAAAGGGAAUGGAGUCAUCGUCAGCAAGAACAAAUCUGCUGGAGAUAUAAGGACCAAAGCAGGUGAAGUCAGGACCGAAGACUCUCAAGUCUCUCCAACCUGUGUAAUGGGAUGGUGUGACCAGUGGCCCUAAAGUCUUGCUCUGGGAUCUAAGGGGAUGAGAAUUGUAGGAAGACUAGGUGCUGGACCCCCUUGACCCUGACCAGGACAAGCAGUUGAUGAAAAUGAAUGGAUGGAAGCCUUACAGAGUAUUUUUAAAUUAUUGUAGGCUAGCUUUCGUUGAGAUAAGCGCUACAGCGGUGCAUUGGGUCAUACUGGUAGGCCUACCUAACACCGCCUGGCCUGUGUGUUUAAGCGUGGAUUCGAUCCCAGUUUUCUGUGUGGUGUUUACGGUAAUUUGGGUAAAGUGGGAAAAAAAUUUAAACAAGAGUGUUAAAAUCCAAUGUAACAGUUUCCUGUACCCUGGAUCACACCAUCCCUGCUACCUCACGUAUGCAGCAGACCAUCAGGUGCCUCUAUUGGACAAGCUGGAUGGAAGCCUCACAGUUUUUUUUUUUAAUUAAAUUUGAUUUAUUAUAGAUUCUUCCAGCGUUUUUAUAGAACCUACUUGGUCAAUAAACUGGGGCGGAGGGGGAAGGGGACAUAUUAAUCAGCUUAUGGUGAUUGCGUGUUCAACAUCCAGUGUACAAUGGAGUCGCUUCUUAUAUCUUCUCAUGGGGUCGACCCUCGACUGAUACCGACUUUCUGUUGUCAUUGCACAUGUGUUUUUUAUUAUUUUAAGAGUAACCGCAAUGUAUUCUAACAAAACAAUUGUAUUUAUUACAUAAGAGAGUACUGUUUCCUGUACGGGGAAGCCUAAGCGCGUCUACUAUGUGAACUAACACUGUCCUAUGAAGGCGGUCGGGGGGGUUGAUUGACAUUGGAAUCAAGCAGUAGUAAAAGGGCGAGGAUGAUUCUACUUUUGAGUGGCAAAUAAGACAACAAAUCGCUGUGAUGGGGCAGGUAUAAAAUUUGGUGACAGUAAAAACGUCAACAACCUUGAACCAAUAGAACACAAGAGACUGGUUUCAGGUUUGGCCAAGUGUCCAAUAGCAAGGAGGAUAUUUAGCUGUAGGCGGGUCUAACACGCAUGCCAGACCGGGGGGCGAACAGGGACAGAUGGCGGUAGCGGCGGGGAGUGGAGAGCGGAACUGAGCGCCACAAGAGGAGGGUACAUCAGGAGAUCCUCAGGCUCGUACACGGGUACCGGCAUCAAGCAGGCUCAGCACACACGCGGGGCGGGCCGCGCUUGCAUUCCACCGCGUAGCUCCGAGCUCCUAAUAUUGUUUAUCAUCAUCAAGGAAAGCCGGUCGCCCAGACAUGUUGUGAAGGCCCGGGUCGUCCGCUGAGCCGCGCUGCGUGCGCGAGUCCGACAGCCGAGACGAGAGCGCGUUCCGGAGGCUCAGCACUCACAGCCGUUUCGAACGCUUCGCGAGGGAGCAGGGAAGUGCUGCGGGCGCCGGCGGCGCGAUGGAGCCGAGCGGCUGCCCCGCGUGACCUGGCCGAGACCCGCAGCCUGCAGCUGCGCGUACACCCUCGCUCUGCGCGUCGUUAUGCGGCGCCGUUGCGAAUAACCGGCGUUAGCGAGAAGUGGCCGUGUACAGCUCCCGCGUGCGCGCGCACCGAGCGACUCGAUGGGGAACACGGCGGCGUCGUGCUGCGCGUCCCCCGGCGGCAGCCCGCAGAGCCCGCGCAGCCCGAGGCCCGGCGCCGCCGAGACGCGCCACACAAACACGGACGUGAGCGAAGACACGGGGCCCUACCUGCAGCACAUCAGCGACAGGGAGCUGCCCGACGAAUUGGCACUGGAAUCCAACCCUUCUGACCAUGCCAGGGCCAGCACCAUCUUCCUCAGCAAAUCCCAGACAGACGUGCGUGACAAGAGGAGAAGUAACUACACAAAUCAUGUAUCCCCCGGGCCCUUGACCAAGAAGUACAGCUCUUGCUCUACAAUAUUCAUAGACGACAGUACGGUGAGCCAGCCCAACCUGAAGAGCACAAUCAAAUGUGUCACGCUAGCAAUAUACUACCACAUAAAAAACAGGGACUCGGACAGGUCGCUGGACAUUUUCGACGAGAAGAUGCAUCCGCUGUCGAGGGACUUCGUUCCAGAUAACUACUCACAGAUUGACCCCGAACACAAGCUGAUCUACCGCUUCGUCCGCACCUUGUUCAGCGCCGCCCAGCUCACGGCAGAGUGCGCCAUCGUCACCCUCGUGUAUUUGGAGCGUCUGCUGACAUAUGCAGAGAUUGACAUCUGCCCCUGCAACUGGAAGCGCAUUGUGCUGGGCGCCAUUUUGCUGGCCUCCAAGGUGUGGGAUGACCAGGCUGUGUGGAAUGUGGACUACUGCCAGAUCCUCAAAGACAUCACUGUGGAGGACAUGAACGAGAUGGAGCGACACUUCCUGGAGCUGCUGCAGUUCAACAUCAAUGUCCCUGCCAGUGUCUACGCCAAGUAUUACUUUGACCUGCGCUCGUUAGCUGACGACAACAACCUGAGCUUCCCUCUGGAGCCGCUGAGCAAGGAUCGUGCCCAGAAACUGGAGGCCAUCUCCAGGCUGUGUGAAGACAAGUACAAGGACCUGGGCAAAGCAGCCAUGCGGAGGUCCUUCAGUGCUGACAACUUGGUGGGCAUUCACCGGUCCAAUGCUGUGCUCUCCUAGCAGAGCCAGGACAUGUCAUCCCCAAACUCUGACCUCUGACCUUAGGGCAGCGUGCAGGUGGUGCACAAUGAACUUCUGUACUACAUAGAGAGAAAUGGAGUUCCUUUUGUUUUGCUUACUAUGUAGGCUAGCAGCUGUGAAAGUUGUUUUUAAUUGAAAUCAUUUGCAGAUGGAGUAUUUUAAUUAAACAUUAAUCAUGUAACAGAUCUGUUGGCUUUUUGUUUGAUACAUGUAUAUUCUGGUAUCGAUAAAUUUUGCUGUUCUUAUUUAAGGCAGGUGAAACUCUAAUGCUGAUGAAUUGCAAGACCUAAAAGGGUCGUAGGAACAUCUUCCUCUGAAGACUUACUUAUUUUGGCAAUUGAAGGCAGUCAUAUCACCUUAAAGGUUGUGCAUGUAAAGGUUCUCUUGCUCCUUUAGAGUAAGAAAUGAUAAAAUUAACUAUUUGCAGGGGGCUAUAAAUAUUCCAGUGCAGUAAGUCCUGAACUUAUGGAUACAAUAGGGACCUGAGGUGUUCAUAUGCUAUAACUUAUGUGUCUUGUUUGCAGAUGUGAAAUACAGUAGUACAUUUGAACGAUCCAAAAAAGUUGAUAUUGGUUGCAGGUAGGAUUUUUUGGAAUUUACUCACCCUGUUCAGCGUUGUACAGGUGCCCCCCCGCGAACUGACACACUAAUAUGGACAGACAAGCUGAAGCAUAUACUGUAACAACUAACACCAGCAGUAUUUUUUUCCAUUAAGAAGUAAUGGUUGUUAGGGGUAAAAGACUGGUAAUUAGCUGGAUAAACAGAAUUGUACUGUAUAAAGCCACACACAAGGCAAAGACACUACUGGAAUGCAUGUUGAAUGCAAUCCAUAGAUGGUGAGCUGAAACUCCACGGAGGCGAACAUGGGUAGCGUAUAUCGGACUCAUUUUUUUGCUGCUUCAACUACAUUUCGUAUAUCUUAUUCCAUUACUAGUUAUUUUACUGUAAUUUUCUGUACACUUAGCUUUAUCUGGUCCUAAUUUUUUCCUCACAAUGCACCAAAUAUUAAAAUUACAGACAAUUGUUACUUAAUCUAUUUUUUUAUUGGGAAAACUUUCAAUUUGUACCAAGCCUAUCAAAUAUUCACCCCAACUGACACUUUAAUGUCAUCAGGAAAGUUAACGCAUUAAAAUGGACAGAAAAAUGCUAACAUUGAAUUUUUUUUUUUAUUUGGUAACAUCCAGAAUUCUUUUUAAUCACAUAUGCUUGUUGUAGCAAGAAUAGGCCUGCAUAUAAAAAGCUUUC